AUGUCAAAAGCUAACUCACCAACACAAAAACUCACCGAACCGCAAGGUCGACCAACUCAGAAUUAUUUUGUCACUAAUCAAGGGUUUACAACAUUUCAAACUCAACUUGAUCAAAGGAUGGAGAAAAAUAUUGAAGCUUUAACAAAGUUCUUGAGAGAUGAAAGCAAAACUGUUAAAAGAGAACUUGGAGCAAUACAUGAUAAAACAGAUGAAGUACAUGUUAAAGGUGACUUCGUUAAUGCUGAAGUUGAAGAAGCUAGAGAAAAAAUCCAACAAGCACAUGAUAAAGAAGAUUAUGUUCAUGCUGAAGUUCAAGAAGAAUUAAGAUUUAGAGAAACAGGUAAUCAUAAUUCACCAUGUUGA
Molecule: messenger RNA, 363 nt
Organism: Lodderomyces jiufengensis
Lineage: Eukaryota; Fungi; Ascomycota; Pichiomycetes; Serinales; Debaryomycetaceae
Exons: 1
Coding region: 1-363 (120 amino acids)
Source: RefSeq, a predicted model, not a curated record